Molecule: messenger RNA, 3972 nt
Organism: Colossoma macropomum (tambaqui)
Lineage: Eukaryota; Metazoa; Chordata; Actinopteri; Characiformes; Serrasalmidae
Gene: klhl30
Product: kelch-like family member 30
Exons: 8
Coding region: 232-2019 (595 amino acids)
Molecular function (GO): protein binding
Source: RefSeq, a predicted model, not a curated record
CACUGCUGACUGAACUAAAAAUAGUUGGGUGAAAGACAAGCAUGCUGUCCCUAUGACUCGGCGACAGCAUUUUGUGUCCCUGGUUCAACAAUCAGCGACAGGAUCCAGUGUAUUUAGCAAGUUAUUUUAAAUGAUGUGUGAUUUCUGCUUUCGUUUGACCCACAGAUAAACAUUGGACAUAAGUGUUGGUUGUCUUGAAGCCCAUUAAGAGUGCUGGUCACCUGCAUCAUCAUGGUACGUAAUGUGGACGACUUGGAUUUCUGCCUGUCCUCUCACCCUCAGAGCAUCCUAGAGGGCUUGCGUUCUCUCUGCUCCAACCCCAAGCUGGUGGACAUCACCCUGAGCGCUGGUGGACAGGACUUCCCAUGCCACCGUGGCAUCCUAGCUCUCUGCAGCCUCUACUUCCGCUCUAUGUUCUCGGGGGACUUUGUAGAAAGCAUAUCAGCCCGUGUGGAGCUUCAUGAUGUGGAUCCUGAUGUGCUGGCCACUCUGCUGGACUUUGCUUACACUGGAAAGCUUACUAUCAACCAGAGGAAUGUAGAAGGCCUCAUAUCCACCUCAAGCCAGCUUCAGUUCCACACUGUGCGUGCUGUUUGCAGCCGGUACCUCCAGCACCAGAUCGAUGCCACCAACUGCCUAGGCAUCCAGGAGUUUGGAGAGAUUCACGGUUGCCCUGAGGUAGUGGCCAAAGCCAAAGCCUUCCUGCUGGAAAACUUUGAGGCUGUGCAGCAGCACGAGGAGUUUCUGCUGCUGGAGGAGGACAAGCUGGCGGCCUGUCUGAGAGACGAUGCUCUGCAGACGCGGGAUGACUGUGCCCGAGCUGAGGCGGUUCUUGCUUGGGUCAGGCAUUGCAGGGACAGCCGGAUCUGUCACUUGCCAGAAUUACUGAGACUGGCGAGACUCCCACUUCUACCUGAGACUUACCUUAAGGACAGCCUGCUGAAAGAUCCACUGGUCCAGGACUCAAAGGAGUGCAGAGAACUGCUGGAGGUUGUUUGCAGAGAGAAAGUUCAUAUGCAGGUGGGCGAGUCAGAGCAGAGCCUGUUCCAGAACACCCCUCAUAACCUGCAGGAAGUGCUGUUUGUGAUGGGUGGCCGUUCACUGGAUGACUCUGAUGAUGAAGACGCGGAAGAGGAUGGUGAGACAGAUAGCAGGAUUCACCCCAGGAACUGUGCCUUCUACAACCCAAAGCUUCAGCAGUGGCAUCAGCUACCUGACUUUCCCAACUACAAUAAGUGGGGCUAUUCUGUUGUGUCUUUAAACAAUGAUGUUUAUGUCACAGGAGGUUCACGAGGUUCCCAGUCCAACACCUGGUCGACCACAGAAACCUGGAAGUUUAUCACUCGUGAAGGGAGGUGGGUUACGGUAGCUCCAAUGCUGCGGCCCAGGACUAACCACUCCUCAGCAGCUCUAAACGGAGAGAUUUACAUUAUCGGUGGCACUACGAUGGACAUUGUAGAAGUGGAGCAUUAUGACCCAUACAGUGAUAGCUGGGCUCUCACAGCCCCUGCAUUGAAAUAUGUGACGAACUUCACGGCCACCGCAUGUCUGGGGAAGCUGUAUGUCAUCGGCUCCUGUGCUGUCAAAUAUAAUGCCCUGACCCUGCAGUGCUUCAACCCUGUCAUAGAUGGCUGGAGUAUCAUCUGUUCUCCAUUCAUCCCGAAGUACCUGUCCUCUCCUCGGUCUGUUUCUAUGGAUGGGGUUAUUUAUCUGAUAGCAGACAACACAAAGAAGGUGUUCCUCUAUGACCCUGAUGCUAAUAUAUGGCAGAAAAUCCAGUUCCUGCAUAAGCUUCAUGAGAACGGAGGUUUGGUUGUCCUGGGAGGGCAACUGUAUGUGACAGGGGGCCACUGGAAAGGAAUGGAGGGUGAUUACAGUGUGGAGGUGGAGGUGUAUAAGCGAGCAUCCAACACGUGGAGGGUGGAGUGCUUCCUCCCCAGGCUGUGGUAUUACAGUGGCUGCUGCUCUGUCUUCCUCGACACAGCCCAGUGGCCUGAGCUCUUCCCCGAGGAGACAUGAAGGAGCCCAUCAUGGUGAGAGAAAGCUGUUCCUACCUGCUGCUGCAGAACCAGAUAAAGUUUCCACCCAGAAACUUUUUUGUUACUUCCGAGAAAAUCUGCUUGAGUAAAAUUGAAAACGUACUUCCAGGAGCAUGGAAAGUGGAAGUACUAAUGAAAGAUUUUUCGUCUCAUUUUUCCUGACUAACUCUGUUAUUUUUUAACAAUACAUUACCUCUGAUAUGACUACAACAAAGUUUCUGACUUACAGAUUGGAAAGUUAAUAACUAAAUAUUGUGUAUGAAAGUAAAAAUACAUGAAAUUACUAACCACCAUUUAAAAAUGCUUGAAGAAAAUAAUAUUUCUAUCCAGGCACUGGACAAACAGGGCUUAUCUGUUUAUCUAGACUUUUGUGAACAGGACAGCCUUUUCCAUGUUUAUUUGUAUUUCGCUCUGCGCUGUAAGAUUGAUGUGUAAGAUUUUUCUUUGAUAAAAACUUUUGUCUCCAAUUAAAUACUAAAUAAACCAUUUUUUUUCUUAAAUUACAUGCAUGUAUUAUAAUUGUGAUCAUGUUUUUGCUGACAAGAAAUAUGCUUAGUUGUCCAAAAGACCCAUUUAAAAGGUAAUGCUGUUGUGACAGGCAGUGCCCUAGACAGUUAUCAUACAGGUUAAAGUAUAGGCUACUUUAAUUAAGUAAAUAGUUGAAAACAUAAAAGCAUGAGGAUAAUUCCUGUUUUAUCAUCCUUGAAUGCCAUUACAUAUGGAAUGCAGUUAAAUGGCUCUGGCUUUUUUCUUUUAUAUAGAUAGCUAUUUUGUUUAAACUCCUCUCAAUCUGCCUCUGUCCUCUGUUUAGCAAGUUAUUUAAAAUAAAUAACUUAUUAUAAGUGUCUAAAACAUUAUUAUGGCAUUAUUACUCCUGCUCAAAUAUAUUUCUCAAGAAAGGAAACUACUUUAGUAUUCAGUAGUGGGGGUAUCAUGAUUGGGUUUAAUAGGAGUAUCCAACAAAGGCUCAGUCCUUGCAAGCAAAGGUGGGUCAUGGCUCACCACUCUGUGCCAAACCUCAUGAGAGAAUUGUCAAACAACAUUUCUCAACGCAAGAUUGCAAAGAAUUUAGGUCUUUCACCAUCUACUGUACAUAAUAUUGUAAAAAAUCUCUAGGCUGGAAUCCACUGUUGAAUGUGUGAUACCUUCAAGCCCUUAGGUGUUUUUGCAUGAGAAACCAUCAAGCUACUGCAUUAAAUAUAACCACAUGGGCUCAGGAGUACUUCAGUAAGAUGUUGUCACUAAACACAGUCCGCCACUGUAUCAAGAAAUGCAACUUGAAACACUAUUAUGUGAGGAAAAAGACAUAGAUCAAUUCUGUGCAGAAAUGCCGCCAAGUUCUCUGGGCCUGAGCUCAUCGCAAAUCGUCUGAAAGACAGUGGAAAUGUGUGAUGUGGUCAGAUGAGUUCACGUUUCUGCUUGUUUUGGGGGAAAAUGGAUGCUGAGUUCUCUAUGCCAAAGAAGAAAGGAACCAUCCAGACUUUUAUCAGAAACAGGUACAAAAGCCAACAUCUGUCACGGUACCAGGGUGCAUCAGUGCCCACAGCAUGGGUGACCGCAUGUGUGAAGGUACCAUUUAUGCAGUCCAGAUCUGUUUCUUAUUUAAAAUGUAUGGUGCAUCAUGAAGAGGAGAAUUAGACAAUGAUGGACGCAGACUGUUGAAUGCUGAUGUCUUGUAUCAAGCAAAAAUGAGCUAAAAUUCUACUUGCAAAACUGCAACAUUUAGUUUCCAAACGAUUAAAAUAUGUAAUAUAAAGAAAAAAAAGAUGAUGUAACACAGUGGUAAACAUGCCUCUGUCCCAACUUUUUUGAGUGUGUUGCAGGCAACAAAUUCUAAGUUUGUUUAUAUUUACAAAAUACAAUUAAAUUGGUCAAUGAAAUCACUGGAUGUCUGUUCUUUGUACUUUUGUCAGUGAAAUAAAGGUUCAUGAGA